Molecule: messenger RNA, 1971 nt
Organism: Hemicordylus capensis (graceful crag lizard)
Lineage: Eukaryota; Metazoa; Chordata; Lepidosauria; Squamata; Cordylidae
Product: veficolin-1-like
Exons: 8
Coding region: 88-1092 (334 amino acids)
Source: RefSeq, a predicted model, not a curated record
CUAUUUAAAGUUGCACUGCAGAGAGUAUACAAGGGAGUCCCACAGCCCUGAAUAACAGAAGCAGCAGAGCGAGUUCUGUGAAGCAAAAUGAUGGCCUGGAUUGGCUUUCUGCUGGCUCUAGCAGUCCUGACUGGUGUGUCUAUGGAGCGAGGGAGCUUUGGACAGGAGACCGAAGCCAGCUGCUGUGCCCAGCUGAAGGGCCUGUCAGAGUGUGGGGCAAACAAGGUCUUUCUGCAGGGCCAUCCAGGCACACCAGGAAUUCCAGGCAUACCGGGAACAAGCGGGCUGCCUGGGGCAAAAGGUGACACAGGCCCUCAGGGGCCCCCAGGUGAGAGAGGAUCUGUUGGGACACCUGGCAAAGCUGGGCCCAAAGGAGAGAAAGGAGACCAAGGAGAAGCCUGCAGUUUGAAGAAUCUUGCCGAAUGUCAGCAGCAAGAGGCAAAAGUUUUCCCCAGAGACUGCAAGGAACUCCUGGGACAUGGUGAGACGCUGAGUGGCUGGUACACCAUCUACCCUGCCAGAGGGAAAGCAAUGGUGGUCUUCUGUGACAUGGAGACUGAUGGGGGAGGCUGGCUGGUGUUUCAGAGGCGGCAAGAUGGAUCGGUAGAUUUCUACCGUAACUGGGCAUCCUACAAGAAAGGCUUUGGAAAGCAAGCAUCAGAGUUCUGGCUGGGAAAUGAUAAUAUCCACCUUCUCACAAGCUCUGGAGUACAGCAGCUGAGGAUUGAUGUGGAAGACUUCAACAACUCUAGAACUUAUGCGACAUAUACCAGUUUCAGAAUCUCAAGUGAGACAGAAAACUACACCCUCACGGUGGGCUCCUAUUUGGAUGGCAACAUGGGUGAUUCUUUCUCAGGACACAAUGGCCUGAAGUUCUCCACAUGGGACAAAGACAAUGACACCAAUGACAAAGGAAGCUGUGCUGUGAGCUACAAGGGUGCCUGGUGGUACAGUUCCUGCCAUAAUUCCAACCUGAAUGGCCUGUACCUCAAAGGGGAGCAUACCUCUUAUGCCAACGGCAUCAACUGGUCUACCGGGAAGGGGUACAAUUAUUCUUACAAAUAUGUAGACAUGAAAAUUAGGCCUCAGUAGGUGGAUGAAUUUCCAAGCAGCUGAUCUUUCUUCUCAGUCCUAAACCUUAGCCUGACAGAGCAGUCUCUUAAUUCUGGAUAUGCUGAUACAAAAACCUUGCAACUGCCCCUUACUGGAUGUGUAUGGAUAAUCUCCCACAUCAUUCAGGAUCUGUUUCUUAAACUUACAUAAGAUCUUUUCAGACAUUUUUUUAAGAGCAUGCCUAGAAGUCCCGCCCCCCACCACCAGCAACAGGAAGCCUCACCCUUCUCACACUCUUCACAGUUAAGGUGUUUCUCUGAAGACAAGGCAAACACUGUAAGGACGGUUUUGGUUGUUUCCAUGAUGUCUGUUCAUCAUGGAAGCAACCAUGAUCAUGCUUAUGGUGUCUGCCUCUUCAGACAAACACCUUAACGGUGGAGCGGAUCAGGGUCACAACAAUUGCCUGAACAGAAAAAGAGCAGCCUAAUUGAUGUGUUUAGAAAACCAAAGCAACUCCAUGUUUGCCCAGAAUACCUCAUUCUAACUUAAAGUAACCCCAGCCCAGCUCAGGGACAUCACUGCCUCUCAUGAUCAACAUCAUUAUCUCUCUCCACUAAAUUGUAUCUAUGAAACUUGGUUCUCACAAGGUUCUCACUGUUCUUCGCUGACAGUUAAGAAAACAGGAUUUAACCAAAUAAGGAGUAAUCACCAGAUGAACAAUGAAUCAUUCGCAUGCGUAAUAGAUACUUAGACCACCAUUUUAUUGUCACGUAUACUGUGUCUAGCGUGUCAGCAUCAUUCAGAUUGUUUGUAUAAAUGUAAGAUGCACCUGUAACCAAAUUGUAAUCAGUUUGAGAGCGUAAGCCUACUGAUUACCUAUUGCUAAACUGCAGUAGCAAUAAAAGCCUCUAAAUUAUU